Molecule: messenger RNA, 1864 nt
Organism: Branchiostoma floridae (Florida lancelet)
Lineage: Eukaryota; Metazoa; Chordata; Leptocardii; Amphioxiformes; Branchiostomatidae
Exons: 5
Coding region: 149-1123 (324 amino acids)
Molecular function (GO): lysozyme activity
Source: RefSeq, a predicted model, not a curated record
ACUACCUCACUUUGCUUGGCGCAGACGGAAGUAAGACUAUCACAUGCACAGUGGUGCCAGAUCAUGGUGAAAGAUACCUGAAGGUAUAAAGGCAAAGUUUCACAAGGUUCGACCCAUUUCACCUCGCCAGUGUGUACCAAGCGUUUGUAUGUUAGUUCGUAGGUACGUGCAUAGUUUAAAAAGAAUGGAAAACCUUUGCUGGGUGCAGUUAUUCGCGGUUUUUCUCGGGCUGAAUCACCAAGCCGUCGGAGGAGAUCCUUUCGGCGAUGCAGGCAUUUCCGCCCGAGGAGGACAGAACUGUGACCCGGCGCCUCUCAUUAAGUACCACGAGGGCCAGAAGGAGUGCAUGUACAUAGACCCAACGGGAGCCAGGAAAAUUGGAUUCGGGUACGGCCUGGAUAGAGCUGAUGCCAAAAAGGUGAUCGCGAAACUGGGGGUAAACUUUACCAAGUUGUACGACGGACCGGCCACGGCCUUCGGAUCAGCCUGUCAUUGCAGUGACGUCAUCUGUCUCAACGAGCAGCAGAUUUCACAACUGUUCAAGGUGGCACUAUCCCAGGCCGUGUCGGACGCACACAAGGCCUUCAGCAGGUUUGACGAGCUGAGCUGUAACGUGCAGAACGUGCUGGUGGACAUGUCGUACCUGUGGGGAUAUGCAGAUGUGAAGGGCUACUUUGGUAAGUUCCUUGCGUGGCUGGGGAUCGGGAACUGGCACGCUGCGGCAGACGACCUGUCCCUGACGGAGUGGUGCAUGCACUACGACUCCGGCAACAUGAAGAGGUGUAUGGACGAUGUGAAAUACGUCAAGAUGGGCAGCACCUGCUUCCAGCCUUUCACAAGGAAGUGCAAUUCCUCGUCCUGCUGCAAGGAGCAGGAGACGUGUUGCAUGGACCGCUGGCGCUUCGUGGAGUACAUAGAGAAGACCCUGCCCGAGUACCUGUGCUGUCCGUACCCGAAUGCGGAGUGCUGUCCCGGCAGGAACGCCUGCUGUCCCCACGGCUACCCGAACUGCUGUCCCACCUACUGCUGUCCUCCUGGCUACCCCGUGUGCAAGGACAAGAAAUGUUACUCUGUAGAUGGGAAGGAGAUGGCAGAGCCGCAUCAUGGGAUAGGGGAAUAUUAGCUAGUGCAUUUUCUUUUUACAAGACAGGAACUUUCUUGUUACCUUUGUUCAAUUUGUAAACUAAUGCGCUUUGGUGGCAUAAUUCUCGUUCUACAUGUGUAGCUCUGCACCACUUGUGGCCUGAGUGACAUCUGAGUUAGUUAACCAGGGCUAACUUCAUACAGCUAGUCUUCAUAAAGUAAUUGAAUAUUGUCAUGCAAUUAAACCUGUACAAGUAACCACCUCUAAGGACCACCUGGCCAACGUGAUCACUUUUUGGUCGUCCCUUAGAUAAUUUUUCUCAUUGACACAAGCAUCAAGAGUCCUGUCUUUGGUGACUAACUUUCAAAAUGGUCCCUUGAGUGUUUUUCUUGGUCAGGUUUGAGUGUAGUGCAUAUCUGUAUGGUUCCUACAAAGUACAUCUCGGCAUAUAAAUUUUACAAGACUGAAAAAGAACAUGACGACAACAUUUUGAUAGAAUUGAAUUUAUUGACCUUCACAAAAACUGUACACAAUUUGUGCCUCACAACAAAAAAGGUUGAACACAGGCUUUGGGAUAAUGAAACCACAAAAGACCAUAAGCAAGGACAGAGGAUAAGAGCUCAUGCAUCCCUUUUUGUACCGUAACACUGGAAAAUGCAUUAGGACAAAGCACAUCACGUCCUUACAUUGUUUGCAUACAAAUCAUUGUCAUAGUCCUGAAUCACCUGAGUCCAAAGUCAGGAAUUAUAUUACCUUCAACUUUUCAAAGCAGUUAGAAAA